UUGCGUUGUUGUUGUUGUUCGUAUUCGUAGUAAUUCCGUCUUUUGCAGACAGUCUCCAGUGCUCUCCGUGUGUCGGGGGUUCAGUGGUAUUAGGUUCGCGGUUUCGAUUCGCGAGUGAGGUCUUAUUUUUCGGCAAGGCUGACCUUUCGGGUUUUGUGCUGUGAAACUGCGAACAACGAAAGCAAUCAAAAAUUUCAAGGACCCGGUUCCCGUUUUGGAUUGCAUUUGGUGUACUACCUUUCCAAUCGUCGGAGGAAUCGGUGUUAGCUGUUAGUUCUGUGCAUUUUUUUGUAAGGAAUCCAGUGAGCGAAAAGAUGGCCAUCAAACCCGGUAUCGGUCGGAAGUCGUCCAACAAAAACCCACCCUUCCUGAGCCAUGAAUUCGUAAUUCAAAAUCAUGCCGAUAUAGUGUCCUGCUUCGCAAUGAUCUUCGUCGUCGGAUUAAUGCUGCAGGCCACUAACUCCUUGGCAAGCAUUUUCAUUGCCCUGCAUCACAACGUAACCGGUGCGGAUCCGAGCCAUGAGAAUCCACAGGGCGAGCCAUACUUCUACACAUCCGGCUGGAAGGACGGCUGUGCGGUGUUUUUUUACACCCUGAUUUGCAUCAUCAUGCAUGCCAUCCUGCAGGAGUACGCUUUGGAUAAAAUCUCCAAGAAACUGCACCUGUCCAAAUUCAAGCUUUCCCGAUUCAACGAGUCAGGCCAGCUGGUUGUGUUUUACGCGUUGUCCUUCCUGUGGGGCUUCGACGUGAUUGUUCGCGAGCAGUACCUGGGCAAUAUGGCCAAGCUGUGGGAGGGAUUCCCAGACCAUCCGAUGGUGUUUUUGCACAAGCUGUUCUUCGUGAUCCAGCUGGCGUACUACCUGCACAUGCUGCCCGAGUUGUACUUCCAGAAGGUGAAAAAGGACGAACAGAAGCCAAAGAUUCAGCAUGCUCUUGGCGGAUUUUUCUUGAUUGCUACAGCAUACUUCCUUGGAUUCCAACGCAUUGCUUUGGUUCUGUUGACGUUGCACUACUUCUGCGAGUUUAUCGCGCACUCUUUGCAGCUGGUCAACAUCUUUGAUAAGGAUGAGAAAUUUGUGAAACUACGCCUGGUUCACAACGUGGUCUUCAUUCUGACCCGCUUCGCCACGAUGGUGCUGGCAUUCCUCACCCUAUUUUACGGAAUCAACGACGUAUCCCAGAUGAAGCGCAGCUUCAUGUUGGCCACCAUAUUCGGCCUGCAGGGUUAUUUGAUAUUCGACUUCAUCUGGAACGUUCUCCGCUCGAAGCGGGAACGAUCUGCGGAGCACUCGGAGCGCCAGGCAAAGGCUGCUGCUGCCAAGGGCGAAAAGACGAAAAAGGAGCGCAAGAAGGAAAGCGAUCUGCCGGAAGCGGAUCAAAACGCGAUCCAGUCCGGUGCGUCCCAAGCGGUGACCGGAGGAAAGGCCUCCAAAAAGACCAAGGUCAAGUAGGGGGUGUAACGUUUCAUGGCAGUUUUUUUGUCCCCACUUCCAAUUCGAAAAUCACAUCAAACCACUAUUUUUUCGGAAACAGAUUAUGAUUGAGCUACACGUAAUUCUAUUUUUUAUACAGAGCAGUAAUUAAUUGAUUUAUCUCGCAUGUUUCAUUCGGCUAUUGGCAACUAUUCAACGAUUCACUGCAAUAACGGGGACAUUUUUCACAAAAAAAACUGCGUGCUCAAAAAUCAUUACUAGACAAAAACCAGUAAUUCUUUUAUUUUACGGCGGUAGCAAGACCUGACCGCCGAACCACAAAUCGGGACUAGGCUAGAACAGCAGCGGGAAAUUGACCGACAGUGAAGUUCGUAUGAUUUUAUAUGCAUUUACAGCGCCACUUUGAUUUAGCUUGUACGACCGUUUUCAUUUGUGCCGUUCCAUGUGCGAAUACAAAUUAUUGCAAAUGUGAAUAAAAAAACAACUUUAAUUGCCUUCCAUUAGAAAACUUGGGGAUUAGUGAGUAUCCCUUUUAUUACGGGCUAUUACAGAUAUUGAGUUUCAGAAACUACUUUACGGUAUAUACAGCCACCUUUGUAUGUUCUAAUGCAAUAACUGAAUAAAAAUCGUCAUAAAAUCUAUUGGAAA
Messenger RNA from Wyeomyia smithii (pitcher-plant mosquito), 2081 nucleotides. RefSeq names its product translocating chain-associated membrane protein 1 (gene TRAM). Lineage: Eukaryota; Metazoa; Arthropoda; Insecta; Diptera; Culicidae. The transcript is spliced from 6 exons. Gene Ontology annotation, biological process: SRP-dependent cotranslational protein targeting to membrane, translocation; protein insertion into ER membrane. The record is from RefSeq and is a predicted model, not a curated record. The coding region runs from base 315 to 1451 and encodes 378 amino acids. Gene Ontology annotation, cellular component: endoplasmic reticulum membrane.